Molecule: messenger RNA, 1811 nt
Organism: Artibeus jamaicensis (Jamaican fruit-eating bat)
Lineage: Eukaryota; Metazoa; Chordata; Mammalia; Chiroptera; Phyllostomidae
Gene: PRMT8
Product: protein arginine methyltransferase 8
Exons: 10
Coding region: 1-1185 (394 amino acids)
Biological process (GO): peptidyl-arginine methylation
Cellular component (GO): plasma membrane
Molecular function (GO): protein-arginine N-methyltransferase activity
Source: RefSeq, a predicted model, not a curated record
AUGGGCAUGAAACACUCCUCCCGCUGCCUGCUCCUAAGGAGGAAGAUGGCGGAGAACGCUGCCGAGAACGCCGAGGUGAGCAGUCCCCCCUCUCAGCUCCCUCAGCCUGUGGUCCCACCCAAGCCUGUGCAAUGUAUCCAUCAUGUGUCCACUCAACCCAGCUGUCCAGGACGGGGCAAGAUGUCCAAGCUGCUGAACCCAGAGGAAAUGACCUCAAGAGAUUAUUACUUCGACUCCUAUGCCCACUUUGGGAUCCAUGAGGAAAUGCUGAAGGAUGAGGUGCGGACGCUCACUUACCGGAACUCCAUGUACCACAACAAGCAUGUGUUCAAGGACAAAGUGGUGUUGGACGUCGGGAGUGGUACUGGGAUCCUUUCCAUGUUUGCUGCCAAAGCAGGAGCCAAGAAGGUGUUUGGGAUUGAAUGCUCCAGUAUUUCUGACUACUCAGAGAAGAUCAUUAAGGCCAACCAUUUGGACAACAUCAUCACCAUAUUUAAGGGUAAAGUGGAAGAGGUGGAGCUGCCUGUGGAGAAGGUUGACAUUAUUAUCAGCGAGUGGAUGGGCUAUUGUCUCUUCUAUGAGUCAAUGCUCAACACAGUCAUCUUUGCCAGGGACAAGUGGCUGAAACCAGGAGGGCUUAUGUUUCCAGACCGGGCAGCUUUGUACGUGGUAGCAAUUGAAGACAGACAGUACAAGGACUUCAAAAUCCACUGGUGGGAGAAUGUCUACGGCUUUGACAUGACUUGCAUCCGGGAUGUUGCCAUGAAGGAGCCUCUGGUGGACAUCGUGGACCCAAAGCAAGUGGUGACCAAUGCCUGUUUAAUAAAGGAGGUGGAUAUUUACACAGUCAAGACGGAAGAGCUGUCGUUCACAUCUGCCUUCUGCCUGCAAAUCCAGCGCAAUGACUACAUCCACGCCCUGGUCACCUAUUUUAAUAUUGAAUUUACCAAGUGCCACAAGAAAAUGGGUUUUUCCACAGCCCCUGAUGCCCCCUACACCCACUGGAAGCAGACUGUUUUCUACUUGGAAGAUUACCUCACUGUCCGGAGGGGGGAAGAGCUCUAUGGGACCAUCUCCAUGAAGCCAAAUGCAAAAAAUGUGCGAGAUCUCGACUUCACAGUAGACUUGGACUUCAAGGGACAGCUGUGUGAAACAUCUGUAUCUAAUGACUACAAAAUGCGUUAGCACACAUGGGAAGCUGCAGAGAGUGAGUGAGAAAACAUUCCCACCUCGAUCUGCGGCACUGUGACAAGGAGUACUGUUUGCAGGACUUCACACUUGACUAUCAGAGGUUUAAACUCUGCCUUGAAGAUUGGGGAACUCGCCAGGGCUCCCAUGGGCGCUGACACUGGACAGAUGGCCUCUGGCUCCUCAGCUCUGCUCUGUGAGCCCUACACUAAGGCUUUGCUGUUGCUGACCAAGAGCGACCUCAUGGCUGGGCCUGGGGACAGAACAUACCCAUGUAUCCCAUUGUCCUCCUGUACUGUGAAUCUCUGGAUUUUCCAAGUUUUGCAUGCUGCAGGCAUCUAGGGCAGAUCGCUUCACUAGAAACUGGAGGCUAGUAUCUUUGAUAGCAUAAGCCAGAUUCUGUCUGUGUGGUGGUGUAUGCGUGCGUGUGUGCAUACUGCAUAUACAGUCGUUUACUUACCCAUAACACUGUAUAUGCACGCACUUACAACCACUGGGUUCACCCAUGUGUUCAUUCAGGGCGUGUGCGCGCACAUGUGAGUAGAAUAUAUAUUACUUUCAGAGGAGAUCUUGUGGCUUUUGAAUAGGACUUUGUUUUGUGAUUAGCUCUCCCCUUCCCCAUC